This is a messenger RNA of Adineta ricciae, 1320 nucleotides long. NCBI's taxonomy places the organism in Eukaryota, Metazoa, Rotifera, Eurotatoria, Adinetida, Adinetidae. The record is from the annotation of a GenBank genome assembly.
AUGAGUAACUACGACGUUAUUUGCGUACUGGGAAACCGUGGAUGUGGAAAAUCCCGUGUUUGUCAAUGGAUCAAUUCCCAACAAGGAAAUGGCAACAUCAUUGCUAUUGAGUCUGGCGACCCAUCAGCUUCUUCGUAUGGAUUUGAUUCGAAUCUAAUCAAUCAGCUGGUAUUUGAAUAUCCGUUCGAUGAUGAAAUUUUUAAGAAUACAAUCUUACCUGAUCGAACAAGUGCAGAUCAGCGAAUCUACUGGAUUAUUCUGGAUUGUGAUGUUGACACAAUCCUAAAAAGAACUCCAACGGCAUUGAAACAAGAUGUAUGGUACACCAGGAAAGCUCUGCAUUACUAUCAGCAACGCUAUCGACAGUUGGGUGCUCAUUUCGGAAUACCAUUUCUUGCCAUAACGAAUUCAACUCUCGAAGAGAUUUCACACGAAAUAUUCAGUAUUAUUCACAACGACUCGAAAUUUUAUGAGCAUUACCGUCGAAUUGGCACACAAAUUCUAACGUAUGAUAUCAUCGAAAAACAUGACAUCGAAAAUCAACUCCAUUCAAUCAUUCGUCUUGAUGAAAUACCUGAUUUACCUGAAUAUGCGCAUGAAUUUACCAACAUUGAUCAACGAAAAUUAUACACAAAGUGGUAUGUCAAUAGUCAAUCAUGCGAAACUAAUUCCGAACGAAGUAUUCUGCGCAUCGGAGAAUACGAUUUGCCAAUCACUGGACCGAUAUUCAAACUAGCUACAGAAGGUGAAUCGAAAAAGAUUUAUAAAGAAAUCAGCGGCAAUCCUUUAACGAAAAAUCUAGCUUUUAUCGUCUUGAAAUCGACUAUUUAUUCUCAUUCGAAACAAAUAACGGGAGAAAUCAAUAGUUUAGGAUCCAUCCGUGCAUGUGGCUCGCAAUUAUUCCUAGAAAUGAUGUGGCGAAAUGGUUUAAAACAUGCUUAUCGUUCGAUCAGUGCACACGGUAUUAUAAUUAGUGAUUUUGUCAAGGAAAUUUCUCCUAUGGAAAUCAUUGUAAAACGAUAUUGCGAGGGAACGGAUAAAAAUUCUUAUUAUGGAAUUUUAACCAACGAAAAUAUUGUUUCGCCCAGGAGCAACGGGGAAUAUCGGUCUGGACCCUAUGUUCGAUUUGAUUGGAGAAAUCCAAACCAUAUAUCACCAAGUACAAAACAAGCAUUAAAUGAAAAUAUGUAUUAUUACAUAUAUGAACAGUCGCUCGGCAAAGAAGAAUUUUUCAAGAAAAUACUUGCAGACAAACAAUAUGCUUUACCGGUAAGUUGUAGUCUCGAGAAUUCUCAACAUUUUUCGAUCUGUUUGUGUUAG